This is a messenger RNA of Eurypyga helias (sunbittern), 808 nucleotides long. RefSeq names its product mitogen-activated protein kinase kinase kinase kinase 3. Lineage: Eukaryota; Metazoa; Chordata; Aves; Eurypygiformes; Eurypygidae. The transcript has 11 exons. The annotation marks the transcript as partial. Gene Ontology annotation, biological process: protein phosphorylation. Gene Ontology annotation, molecular function: ATP binding; MAP kinase kinase kinase kinase activity. The record is from RefSeq and is a predicted model, not a curated record.
ACGAGACAAGCUGUGGAUUUGCAUGGAGUUUUGUGGAGGUGGCUCUCUACAGGAUAUAUAUCAUGUGACUGGACCACUUUCAGAACAGCAGAUUGCCUAUGUUAGCAGAGAAACACUACAGGGACUGUACUAUCUUCACAGUAAAGGAAAAAUGCACAGGGAUAUAAAGGGAGCAAACAUUCUUCUAACGGAUAAUGGCCAUGUAAAAUUAGCUGAUUUUGGAGUAUCUGCGCAGAUAACAGCUACAAUUGCCAAAAGGAAAUCAUUCAUUGGCACCCCAUACUGGAUGGCUCCAGAAGUUGCUGCAGUAGAAAGAAAAGGUGGCUAUAACCAACUCUGUGAUCUGUGGGCAGUUGGAAUAACUGCUAUAGAGCUUGCUGAACUUCAGCCUCCAAUGUUUGACCUACAUCCAAUGAGAGCACUUUUUCUAAUGACAAAAAGCAACUUCCAGCCUCCUAAAUUAAAGGACAAAAUGAAAUGGUCCAAUAGUUUCCAUCAUUUUGUGAAAAUGGCACUUACAAAAAAUCCUAAAAAAAGACCUACAGCUGAAAAGUUACUACAGCAUCCUUUUGUUACCCAGCCAUUAAAUCGAAGUCUUGCUAUUGAGCUUUUGGAUAAAAUGAAUAAUCCUGAUCAUUCCACUUACCAUGACUUUGAUGAUGAUGACCCUGAGCCUCUUAUAGUGCCUCAUAGAAUUCAUUCAACAAGUAGAAAUGUGAGAGAAGAAAAGACACGCUCUGAAAUAAACUUUGGUCAAGUAAAAUUUGAUCCACCCUUGAGGAAAGAGACAGAGCCACAUCAUGAAUUU